Messenger RNA from Paramecium primaurelia, 841 nucleotides. The record is from the annotation of a GenBank genome assembly. Lineage: Eukaryota; Ciliophora; Oligohymenophorea; Peniculida; Parameciidae.
AUGCAUAUUCGUGAUAAGUAUAUUGAUAGAUAAAAUUACAAAGACUCAGAUCAAAUAAGCAAGUAAGAUUAUGAGAUUAUCUCUUUUUAGUGAAGAAUAAUAUAAAAGAGCUAAUGAAUUUUUUUCUUAAUUUCCUAAAAUCGAUCUUUAGGCUGAAAAAGUAAGAUGUCCAAAAUGUAAUUUACUUCAUAAGGUUUAUUGUCUAAAAUGUGGAGAAUUGCUUGUGAAUAAAGAACUAAUACCAAAAGUUGAAUUACCUGUAAAUUUAUUAAUUCUACAUCAUAACAAAGAGAAGCAUUAAAAAAGUUCAGCUAUACCUGCUAAAUUUUUAAGUGAUUAAGUAGAAGUUAAGGAUUUUCCUAGUGAAUUCGAAUUUGAUGAAUAUACUUAUGUUCUCUAUCCUCAUUAAAAUGCUAAAUAUAUAAAAGAAUUAUCAUAGGAAGAGCUUCAAAACAUUAAAAAAUUUGUAGCAAUAGAUUGUACAUGGCAUUAAACAGGAGCAAUUUUAGAGAAAAUCUCAAAUAAAUAUCCUCAAUAAAAAUUCAUAAAAUUAGAGGAUUAUUAAACAUACUUUUGGAGAUAUUAGCAUCAUAGCUUGAAAUGUUUAGCUACAAUAGAAGCAAUAUAUUAUUGUUAUUAAGAAUAUAGUAAGGCUAUGAACAUAAAUUAAAAUUAUAAUAAUUUGUUAUUCUUUUAUAAAUACACAUUUUAAUAAAUUACUGACUCUGUAUAAUAAGAAGUUGGUAAUUCAAAUAUCUAUUAAAAGAUUGAAUAAAAAAAAUAAAGAAUUUUAUAAUCUAAAUAAGAUGCAAAAAAAGAAAAGUUAUUUAAGAAAUUGUGA